UCCUAUGUCAUAUGAUAAAGAAGUUGGUCUUCGUAUGAAUUGGCCUAUGAUAGUAUACAUAUCAUUGGUACAUAUAGUAGCUUGUUAUAGUAUAUAUAAUACCAUAACUAGACCACAUUAUAUGUUAACCUAUGUAUGGACUAUAAUAUUAUGGUUUAUAUCAGGAUUUGGUAUUACUGCUGGUGCUCAUAGAUUAUGGUCUCAUAGAUCAUAUAAGGCUAGAUAUCCAUUAAGAGUAUUAUUAAUGAUAUUUAAUAGUAUAGCUAAUCAAGGUAGUGUAAUACAUUGGGUAAGAGAUCAUAGAUUACAUCAUUUAUAUUCUGAUACUGAUAAAGAUCCACAUGAUUCACAAAGAGGUUUCUUUUAUUCUCAUGUUGGAUGGUUAUUAGUACGUAAACCCAAGAGAGUAUUGGAUGCUGGUAGGAAGAUAUCAUUAAAUGAUUUAUACAAGGAUAAUAUACUACUUAUACAACAUCGUCUAUGCCCAUGGUGGAAUAUGUUAUGGUGUUUCAUUUUUCCUGCUAUUGUUGGUUAUUAUUUAUGGGAUGAAUCAAUAUUAAAUGGUAUAUUAUUACCAGGUGUAUUCCGUUAUUGUUUCGUAUUACAUGCUACAUGGUGUGUUAAUUCUGUAGUACAUCAGUGGGGACCUAAACCAUAUGAUAAUAAGAGUCAUACUACUGAGAAUGGUAUAGUAGCAUUCAUUGCAUUGGGUGAAGGAUGGCAUAAUUAUCAUCAUACAUUUGAUUGGGAUUAUGUUACUGCUGAGAUGGGUGCUAUUAAACAAUAUAACCCUACUAAAGUAUUUAUUGAUAUCAUGUACUAUCUAGGAUUAGCAUACAACCUACGACGGGCAUACCCUAAGGGUUGGGAACAUCUCAAGUCGAGGAAUAUCCGUAAGCUAGGAGGAGAAUAUCACGUAGUAGAGGGAAUAUAUGGUAUACCGCCAUUUUGCCAUCGUACCGUUACCUAUGUACAAGGAGAAGGAGGAGGAGGAGGAAGACUAUUGUCAGAAACUCAAGUUGAUAAUAUGAGCACUACUGAUGAGGAAGGUUUAUAAUCACAACAACAUCAAAACAACAAUGACUACUAUUAUUAUGAUAAGCUACAUUUUGCCUGUACUACUACUAUCGUUAGACGUAGUACUACUAGUAGCAGUUAUCAUCAUACCCCAUAGAUUCAAUAUCGUCCUAUUUCUAAUAGACUUCCAG
Molecule: messenger RNA, 1208 nt
Organism: Perkinsus marinus ATCC 50983
Lineage: Eukaryota; Perkinsozoa; Perkinsida; Perkinsidae
Product: Acyl-CoA desaturase, putative
Exons: 6
Coding region: 5-1057 (350 amino acids)
Biological process (GO): unsaturated fatty acid biosynthetic process
Cellular component (GO): endoplasmic reticulum membrane
Molecular function (GO): iron ion binding; stearoyl-CoA 9-desaturase activity
Source: RefSeq, a predicted model, not a curated record